Molecule: messenger RNA, 5425 nt
Organism: Scatophagus argus
Lineage: Eukaryota; Metazoa; Chordata; Actinopteri; Scatophagidae
Gene: gas2b
Product: growth arrest-specific 2b
Exons: 9
Coding region: 253-1665 (470 amino acids)
Biological process (GO): actin crosslink formation
Cellular component (GO): actin filament
Molecular function (GO): cytoskeletal adaptor activity; microtubule binding; actin filament binding
Source: RefSeq, a predicted model, not a curated record
GCUCCAUGUGGUGGAGAACCUGAGCGCGGUGAACAUCUGGAUCUGAGUGAUGUGUGAUGUGUGAGAGGGAAAACGCGGGCGAGACGAUCCUGUGAGGAAACUUUUAUGAGGACGGAAAAGCUCGGAAGAAUCCCGCUGUUACUCUUUGGUAAGCCGAACUGCAGUGGACUCAUUACUGCCUCCUCAGGACGAAGGGUGGAAAACACCCACUACAACUUGAAGGGUCUGUCAAGGGUCGAUCGGAGCUGAGGCAUGCACAGUGAAGUGGAAUCGAUGAACACCAGCCUUGACAGUCCUCUGAGCCCGAGGCACCUGACUGGGUUGGGGAUGAACUGUCUUCACAGCAGGUACAGACACUCUGGACCUGGCCUUGCCAGUCCACAGGAGUACAACCAGUGGCUGCCUUACCGCCACGACGCCAGCCUGCUGCCCAUGAAAGAAGACCUGGCCUUCUGGCUCAACAGCCUUAUGGGUGUGGACCUCACAGCAGACAGUCUGAUGGAAAGUUUGGAUAAUGGCGUUCUCCUCUGUCAGCUGGCACAACUGCUGCAGGAGAAGAUGAUACACAUCAACAAGCCCUUCACGAGAAGAGUGAUUUACUGGCGAGCUGAUGCAACUUCAGGAUCCUUUUUUGCCCGCGACAACACUGCCAACUUCCUGUACUGGUGUCGAAAGACUGGCGUUGAUGAGGCUUACCUUUUUGAGUCGGAGGAUUUGGUCCUCCAUAAGCAGCCUCGGGAGGUGUGCCUGUGCCUGAUGGAGCUGGGACGGAUUGCAGCCAGGUAUGGAAUAGAGCCUCCAGGGCUGGUGAAGUUGGAGAGAGAGAUAGAGAGGGAGGAGGCGGGAUGCUUAUCUCCAUCAUCCCCUCUGCCCUUCUCCCUUUUUCCUCCUACAUCACUGUGCUCGCCAUCACAAUCAUCCCUGCCCCCAGCCCCCUCUCCACCUCCAUCACCCACGCCCCUCACUCCAAGCACAGCCUGUCUGCCUGAAGCCCUCGCUGCCUCCUUCGCCUCUGAUCUUCCAUCAGCCACAACAAACCCAGCAUCUACAUUUUUAUCCCCUCCUCAGUCCUCUAACACCUGUACAACCACAGCCUCGACACAAACACCUUUGUUCUCUUCCUCCUGCACCACUAACACAUCUGCUUCAACUCCACCGUCAGCACCCUCACCAGCCCAGACCCUGGUGUCCAAAGUCUCUUCCGCCACAGUAACCAAACUCACUCCCACAGCUACACCUCCCGUCACCUCCCCACCUGCAGGCCUGACUCCUCGUUCCUCUGGCAAAUCCUCUUCCCGGAGGAGCGCAGGCCCCAGCAACAUUUUGGAUGAUAUUGUGAGAAACAUUAUUGAAAAUCCCCCCUGCAACUGUCCUACCAGGUUCCUUGUCGAAAAGCAACCUAAAGGCUGCUACCGUGUUGGGGAUAAAGUUCUAUAUAUACGUAUGCUGAAUGAACGUCAUGUGAUGGUACGCGUAGGCGGAGGCUGGGAGACCUUUAUAAGUUACCUGCAGAAACACGACCCCUGCAGAGGAGGAGGAGGAGUGGGAGGACUGGUCGGCAGAUGUGAAGUCAGGGUCUGCAGGGACAAAGCAAAGCCACCCAUUUUUAACAUCUCACCUGACAACUACAUGGUGGUUGGUGCCCAUUACCGCAGCAAGAAGUAGAUUCUCAAACCACUCAUUUUUGCUUCUGACUCUGGGUAGCAGCGGUGAACAUUUCACUUAAUUAGACCAAACUGCACAAGGUUAAUGAUUUAACAUACAGUUCAGAUCUCUGUUACUUCAAAUUUAAGAUGAAAUCCUACAUUUUCCAACAUUUUUCAUACCUGAUUGUUAUCUGUAUGAAUCUAGAUACUGUAACAACUUGGCAGUGAAGCUAUGCAAUUUUAUGUUUACAGCAAUUAGUCAAUGAGCAGGACAUUAGUUGCAGCAAUUUAAUAACUGAUCAACUGUCUCAGUCACUCUUCGGGACAAAAUGCCAAACAUUUGCUGUGUGCUCCCUCUUCUUGCUGCUCUUCUUCAUUAUAUAUAUUAGUAUACUUAAUAUACUAUAUAUACAAAAGUAUUGGGGCAGCUGAUUAUUACACAAAGGUGUUCAGUAGGGUUGAGAUCAUAGAAAAGGGUCUUCAACAAACUGUUGCCACAAAGUCGGAAGUAAAGCAUUGGCCAAAAUAUGUUGGCAUUAAGAUUUCCCUUCACUGGAUGUAAGGGGUCAAGCCCAACCCCUGAGAAAUAGCUCCAUAAAGAGGUGUGUCUGGAUAUUUUUGUCUACAUAGUGUAUCUUUAGUUUUGGACUGUUGGUUAAGAUAAAUAAUCUUGAAAAAUAACCUGAUAAUCGUUAGUUUCAGCACUAGUUUUUAUGUACUAUAUAUCAUAACUUUCAUCUAAUAAUCGUCAUCAAAUAUCCUUUCAGGAAAGGUUUUGUGUAGUAUCAUAUUCAGUAAUGGAGUUAGGCUCUGCAUGUGUACUGUUGUAGUUUUGUUAGUGAAUGUACAGCUAUAUAUGUUUGUGUAUCAUGGUACUGUAGUUUAAAUGUGUAUGUUUGCAUUUUGGAUGCCUCAGUCCCAGCAGCAGUUUGAGUUGAGUUUUAAAGGUCUACAUACUGACUCUCAAUGUAUGGAAUUAUAUUCAGUAUUUUUCUUAUUAUAGUAGAGAAAGCUUUUUCUGUUUAUACUAAAUGUGUUUCAAAAAAAUAUCUGAAUGCUGUUUAAAAGAUUUAAAAAUAAAUAGUGGGAAAACUGCACAGCCUAAACUACAGCAUUUUAUUAUAAUCAUAUGUAUAAUAGUCAUAAUUAGUCAUUUAGUUAAUAUUCUGUAUUACACGAGUUAUUGUUUCUCAUUUACUUUUACAUUCUGGGCUUGUAACAAAGAUUUGACCAAAAAGGCUAAGGCACAAAACAUCGAGUCCUCCCUCUAGAUGGCACCACGUCCUCAGUGACAAAAGGCCAAACUGCGCUUCCAUUCUUGUCUGGACAAGAUUGCCUGUCAACACCGACUGUGUCACACCUUGCGUUGACAUUUGUCUCUUAGUUGGACUCUAAAUCUGUCUUCAGUUUCAACUCCAUAAACUACCUCAUGUCCAGACACAAGAGUAAAAGACACAAUGCUGGAUUUGGGGGAACAUCUGGGGAAAAUUUUCAGUCAAUAGUGCAACUUUGGAGUGCAAAACUGCAGAAUUGUGCACAAAUACAAACAGUGAACACACAACACAUUAGUAAUUACAUAUUUUAUUUCAGUAAAAUAAAUUAAUUAAAUAUGGACACAAAUUUUCAUAUAUUGAAAGAAACUAACUGUAAUGAGAUCAUGCAAGACUGUAAUGUCUUUUUAGUUCCCACAUAACAUCUGCAGUGGAUUGAACCAGUAUAAAUGACUUGUAGAAAAUAAUAGCGGUGCUACUGAAACAACUGCCACUCUAAACGGUGGCAUUUUCACAGGGCAUCUCUCAUUGCACAGAGUACAUUUCUAAGUUCCUCAUGUAAAACAGGAAGUUGCCACUUGAGAGGAUUUUUACAACAAUUUCAAAUAUGUAGUUACACUUUGCUGACCUCAUUCGUUCAUUAUUCUCAAUGUUUUGUGAAUCUUGCUACUGUGUGCUACUGUUCUGUACUGAAACUCAAUACAGUCCAUGACAAAAUUUUUGUUUUAAAAUGCAGAAAUUGUUGUCGUUCUUGAAAUUUCCUAUUUGGGAUGUGAGGGGGUAAACAUGUGCUUUGAAAUUUUUGCUUGUAAUAGUCUUUUUGAGUAAAGUCCUGCUCAUGUGAACAUCAUGAAUAACUGGAAAAGUCACAUUCUCCCACCUAUAAUACACAAAAAACUUGUAAGAUUUGUGUGCAAUUGUGCUUCAGUCCACACAACAGAUAAUACUUGCACCAUGUACUUACAUACAUUACAGUUUACUGCCGACAGUAAUACUUACAUUACUGUGUAUCAGUUUGGGUGUAAACUCAAAAACUUUAUAAAACCAAAACACCAAACAGCAUUCUGUGAGUCGCAGGACAUCAGCACAUACACUGACUCAGUUGUCAGUGUAAAGACCCUAGCUAUAAAUGAAUUUAUACUAAUGGUAUGUUCUUGUUUCUGGUAUAUAUAUUUUCAUGGUAAGAGCCUAGACCCACUGACCUUAAACACACUGCAUGGCAUGAACCCAAAAUCUUCUUCUAAAACUUCUAAAGCAAACAACAGAGUGCUCAUUGCGAGCUCUGGUCAUCUUUUGCUCCCACGUGUGGCCUUGCAACCAUAUGAACUUUAACUCCACCUGCUCAGACUUCUGCUUCCCAGACUUUUAUGAGACCCAGCAAAGUGCACAGAUUCAACAAGACACUGAAGAUACAGUUGUCAGUCAUGCCUCAGUUAGUUUCCUCGACUUUCUGGAAAGUGGUAGCCUCAUGAAGGGGUUAAUGGGGAUGGUGAAAGGACUGAACAUCACACACAGUGUUGUCGAUACACAUUAUAACACCUUUUUUUUUCUUUGAAAGAUAUUUGACAUAGCUGAUAGAUUAUCUCAUGACUCAACUCCAGCAGUCAACAUUCAUAAAAAGUUCAUUACACAUGGCUGUAAUAUUCUCUUAUCAUAAAGUUGUAGUGAGUUUGAAAUCUUCAAAAUAAAUCUGUUGGAAUGACUGGGAGAAAUUAUUUUAUUUGCGGAACGUAAAACUGGCUGCUGUAUUAUUGUCAUCCAUAAGAGUCACCGGGAGAAACGUUCCUCCUUUUCCAUUGAACAAACUGAAGUCCUAACUGCUAUACCCUGUUUUCAAAACCUUUUGUGUGGCCCUGUUGCACACUACACGCCGUGAUGUGUGCAAUUUCGUAAGGUAGUACACAGAAAUUGGUUUAUAUUACUGAUUUGCAAUAAUGACACACAAUUCAAGGCGUGUACCGCAUAUCAAUCCGACUGUUAGCACUUCCAAUUUUAAAUCAGAUAUUUUUCAAGAAUUUAUUGCAUUAUUUUUUACUGUAGUUUACUCCUUUUUUCUACUACUUAAAUGCAGCUGUUGUCCUCAUAAAGAAAAAAAUAUAUCUUUUUUAAUUGGUGGUCAAUUCUUUCCAUUAACACAAAACUUCUAAAUGAAGCCAUUUAUGGAUACUUGAGAGUUUAAGCAUACUUCAUUUUGUCAUUUUCCAUGUGUGGAUGAACCACAAUAAAACACAAAAUGAGUAUAGAGUGUAUAUUUGGAAUACAGCUUUAAACAUACAUCUCAAUAGUUAAAAGUCUCUCUAAAUUACCUUUUGUGCUUUUUUUUCAUUAUCAGAUUUGGAGGUAUUUUUAAUCCAACAAUUGCCUCACAAAUGUGAAAGAAAAACCGAAUAAUUCCCAUGUUCCCAUCACAUAACAUACGUUAUGUAGUACGUACACAAUAAAAAAAUGAAACUGAUGUGAAUUUAGAGAGUUGCACUCAGUGUUAAGCUUUCAAAAAAAAAAAAAAAA